Molecule: messenger RNA, 843 nt
Organism: Podospora pseudocomata
Lineage: Eukaryota; Fungi; Ascomycota; Sordariomycetes; Sordariales; Podosporaceae
Exons: 2
Coding region: 1-843 (280 amino acids)
Biological process (GO): DNA replication; DNA damage response
Cellular component (GO): nucleus
Molecular function (GO): double-stranded DNA binding
Source: RefSeq, a predicted model, not a curated record
AUGGGCAAAGCAGAAGUCGGCUCAACCAAAUACCUCUCCAACAAGAUGAAGCAAAAAGGCCUCACGCGCCUCCGCUGGUUCUGCCAAAUCUGCGAAAAGGCCUGCAGAGACGAGAACGCCUUCAAGAUGCACUGCCAGUCCGAAUCGCACACCCGGCGCGCGCUGUCUGUAGGGCAAAACAUCAAGCAAGUCACCGACGAUUACUCCCGUGCGUUCCAACAAGAGUUCAUCUCCCUUCUCAAGACGAGCCAUGGAGAAAAGGAGAUUCACGCGAAUAAAUUCUAUCAGGAGGUGAUUGCAAAGAAGGAUCAUGUUCAUUUGAAUGCGACGAGGGAGAUGGCUGUUUUGAAGGGGCAGAUUGAACGCGCUAGGAGGGAGGCGGAGGAGAGGGGGGUGGAUUUGGAGGGGGAGAGGGAAAAAGAGUUGAGGAGGGAGGAGGGGGAGAGGAUUAAGUUGAGUUUUGGGAAGAAGGGUGAGAGUACGACACCGACGCCGACGCCGGGGAGUGGGGGGGAAGAGAAGGUUGAGGGGAAGGACCAGGCGGAGAAGAAGGAUGGGGAGAAGAAGGAGGGGGAGAUAAAGGAGGGGGAGGGUAAGCUUGCUGAGGGGGCGGCGGCGGCGGCACCACCGGCGAAGGUGUCGUUGAAGUUUGGGGUUAAGCCACCGGCGGCGAAGAAUGUGUUCAGGAACGCGCUUGCUGGGGCGCCCAAGAAGGUCAUGGUUGCGCAGCCGAAGAAGAUGAGUGCUGGGGAGAGGAUCAUGAUGGAGGAGCUUGAGAGGAAGAGAGCGCGGGAGUCGAGGGGCAGUGGCGGUGAUGCUCCUAGUAAAAGACCGCGGUUUUAA